This is a messenger RNA of Alternaria arborescens, 186 nucleotides long. RefSeq lists its product as hypothetical. Bases 1 to 186 code for a protein of 61 amino acids. Lineage: Eukaryota; Fungi; Ascomycota; Dothideomycetes; Pleosporales; Pleosporaceae. The transcript has a single exon. The record is from RefSeq and is a predicted model, not a curated record.
AUGGCCUCACUGCAGAGUGUUGAUCAAGAGGUGCCAACGUGGAUAGACGCAGCUUCGGAGGAGUCGUCUAUCGGUGUGAAGGUCAAGCUGAGGGUGACGACAGGACAGGCAGGCGCGCUCGGACACGAUGGCGCGCGCGCCAAGCCCAACGCGAGCCCUGGAGCACCGCGACUUCCUUUGUUGUAG